AUGCAGCUCCCCGUCAACCCCCUCCCCAACCCCCAAGCUGCUCCAUGCCUCUGUGUGGACGCCAAACCUGAGUCAGGUCGGACCAGAGUCCCUGCUUCUCACAGCCAUCGAGAUCUCCGGUGCCAUUUUGGGGCUGGUAGUCAGACACUGAAGGAGUGGGCUUCAGCAGGUGAGAGCUACGCUCCUGGACCCGUCACCGCCCACCAUGGCCGCUGCCUCCGGGCUGCCUCCUUGCUGCACGGAAAUGGAGAGUCACUCCAAGACAGAGUCCUCCAGGACCUGAGCCCCAUGAAGCCUGCCUUGUUCCGCUGUCUGCAGGAACAGGGCCAUGCUGGGGCCUUGAGCAGGCAUGCGGGCCACACUGGUGCCUUCUGCAUCCCACUGUACGUGCCCUACGUGCUGACGGGCCGCUGGACCUUCGGCCGGGGCCUGUGCAAGCUGUGGCUGGUGGUGGAUUACCUGCUGUGCACAUCCUCCGUCUUCAACAUCGUGCUCAUCAGCUACGACCGCUUCCUAUCCGUCACCCGCGCCGUCUCCUACCGGGCCCAGCAGGGUGACACCCGGAGGGCAGUUCAGAAGAUGGCACUGGUCUGGGUGUUGGCCUUCCUGUUAUAUGGGCCAGCCAUCCUGAGCUGGGAGUACCUGUCCGGGGGCAGCUCCAUCCCCGAGGGCCACUGCUACGCCGAGUUCUUCUACAACUGGUACUUCCUCAUCACCGCCUCCACACUGGAGUUCUUCACACCCUUCCUCAGCGUCACCUUCUUCAACCUCAGCAUCUACCUGAACAUCCAGAGACGCACCCGCCUCCGGCUGGACGGCGCCCGCGACACGGGGCCCGAGCCCCCGCCCGAGGCCCAGCCCUCCACGUAUGGGGUGGGUGAGGCUGGGCCUGGGCCCGAGCCCGGGGAUGCUGCGCUCGGGGGCGCCAGCGGCGGGGGCGCCACGGCCUCGCCCACCUCCAGCUCUGGCAGCUCCUCCCGGGGCACCGAGAGGCCACGCUCCCUCAAAAGGGGCUCCAAGCCAUCAGCAUCCUCGGCAUCCCUGGAGAAGCGCAUGAAGAUGGUGUCCCAGAGUAUCACGCAGCGCUUCCGGCUUUCACGGGACAAGAAGGUGGCCAAGUCGCUGGCCAUCAUCGUGAGCAUCUUCGGGCUCUGCUGGGCCCCGUACACGCUGCUGAUGAUCAUCCGGGCGGCCUGCCACGGCCGCUGCAUCCCCGACUACUGGUACGAGACGUCCUUCUGGCUCCUGUGGGCCAACUCGGCGGUCAACCCCGUCCUCUACCCGCUGUGCCACCACAGCUUCCGCCGGGCCUUCACCAAGCUGCUCUGCCCCCAGAAGCUCAAGGUCCAACCCCACGGCUCCCUGGAGCAGUGCUGGAAGAAGAUGAAGAAGAAGAAAACACCACAGCCAGAGCCCUGGCUGCCCCGCUGCCCAGCCCCACUAAAUGGCUACAAAUUGGAGGAUAAAAGCGCAGGCUUUCAAGCAAUUUUGCCUUCAAUCUCUGGAAACUGCCGCUCCCAGAGCCGCUGCGUGGGGACAGAGAAGGAGAGAAGAAAGACACGGAGCCUAUUGGGCCCCACGCGUCUGCAGCAAACAAACAGCCGAGGGGCUGUCUGCCAUCCCAGCCUCUCCUGCAGUCCCAGCCCUGGAGGAAACAAAGAUGCAGCUGGGGCCCAGCCGCACAGCUGCUGUUUACUGAGCGCCUACUGUGUACCAGGCAGGCAGCAGGGGGCCUGCCCUGCAGCCGGAGCCACACCCACACUGGCGCUGCUGGGUCCUGUGCUGCAGCAAGCUGCUCCUGCGCGGCUGCUGGCCCGGCUCUCUGUCGCUCCUUGGAGUGGGGAACGCCACCCUGCCGCCCACUGGGCAGGCCUCGUGGAGGGGUCUCAGGGCCGGAGCCUGCCUGGGCCCCGCUGGCUGACGGGCAGGCGGAAGGUUCUGGGCACAGGCUGGCUGCAGGGGGGAGUGCUGUCUUCCCAGUCUGAGCGGGAGCUCCAGAGCGCCCAGGUUCUGUUCUGCACACGGGUGAGCCCAGCCCGUCCUUCUGCGAAAGGCCAGAUCACGGGGAGCGAGGACUACCAGAGGGACGGCCACGUGGCCCUCCCGGUGCUCCUGUUCCCCCCGCCGCUGUGGCUGGGCCUUCCACUGGGCGUCAUCAACACUCCUUCUGGGAAGCCAACGCCAAUGCCAGGCUUCGCCUAA
Dipodomys ordii (Ord's kangaroo rat) is the source of this 2202-nucleotide messenger RNA. RefSeq names its product histamine receptor H3 (gene Hrh3). Bases 1 to 2202 code for a protein of 733 amino acids. Lineage: Eukaryota; Metazoa; Chordata; Mammalia; Rodentia; Heteromyidae. Gene Ontology annotation, molecular function: histamine receptor activity. Gene Ontology annotation, biological process: adenylate cyclase-activating adrenergic receptor signaling pathway. The record is from RefSeq and is a predicted model, not a curated record. The transcript has 10 exons. Gene Ontology annotation, cellular component: membrane.